Phanerochaete carnosa HHB-10118-sp is the source of this 1296-nucleotide messenger RNA. RefSeq lists its product as uncharacterized. NCBI's taxonomy places the organism in Eukaryota, Fungi, Basidiomycota, Agaricomycetes, Polyporales, Phanerochaetaceae. The transcript is spliced from 8 exons. The record is from RefSeq and is a predicted model, not a curated record. Gene Ontology annotation, molecular function: GTPase activity; GTP binding. Bases 23 to 649 code for a protein of 208 amino acids.
AUCCUAACUUACUCUUGCACUCAUGUCGAAACAAUUUCAGUUCAAGCUCGUCCUCCUUGGCGAAUCUGCGGUCGGAAAGUCAAGUCUCGUCUUGCGAUUCGUCAAGGACCAGUUCGAUGACUACCGGGAGAGUACUAUCGGAGCGGCGUUCUUAACGCAGACGGUUGCUCUCGAAGACGGUACCAGUGUUAAGUUUGAGAUAUGGGAUACUGCCGGCCAGGAACGUUACAAGUCCUCGGCACCAAUGUACUACCGUAAUGCCAACUGCGCAGUCGUAGUGUACGACAUCACCCAAUCUGCGUCGCUGGAGAAGGCGCGGUCAUGGAUACGAGAACUGCAACGCCAGGCCGACCCCUCGAUCAUCAUUGCGCUCUGCGGCAACAAGUCCGAUCUCGCGGUACGGCGGCAGGUCUCGCAAGAAGAAGCCAAGAAAUACGCUGAGGAGGAGGGCCUCAUGUGGGGCGAGACUAGUGCCAAGUCCGGAGAGGGUGUUAAUGAGAUAUUCACCGAGAUUGCCAAGAAGCUCCCAAAGACAGCACCUCCAUCGGCUCGAGCUGGUGGUGCGCGAACGGGUGCUGCUCGUACUGGUGUUGACCUCAACAAGCAGGCGACCGCCACCGGCGGUCAGAAUGAGCCGUGCAGCUGCUGAUUUCCCUUUGCCCCUCUCUCCUCUGGCACUCUUCUUCUAAUGCCCAUGCGGUCUUCUCAUUGUAUUCUAUAUCUUCUAUGCGCAGUAGAUUUCACUUGACGCAGUCCCAUUCUCGGAUCGAAGCUUACAUCCCAUUCCUUACAACAUUUCUGGACACGCUACGAUCGUACAUUUCUGGACACUGCAUGUGAUAUAUAUCUUGAGCACCGGUGGGAGUCAGAAUCCAGCUGCCUCCAGCCCCUUGCGCAAGUCUGCGCUCGCCCGCUCCGCGCGCUGCACCUCCUCGCUCUUCUCCCAGAAGGUCAUCUGGUCGAUGCCCGACGCCAAGACGAGGUUCGUCUCGAUUUGAUGCAUGACCGAAGGGUCUUCCUCGAACAUGUACGGCUUGCCCCGGUGGCAGAAUAUCGCGUCAAGCACGUUGGUCCACUUACGCCGCUUGACAAAGUUGAACAGCCGUUCCGAGCCGUCGGCCGUCGUGACCAUGCUGUCGCGAUACUGCUCGUGCAUGUGAACGAUGUCGGUCAGAUAUGGGCCUAUGAACGGGAUACAUGGUCCGUCCUGAGGCCGCUGGAUCUGUCGAAAGGCUUGAAAGUUUCCUGUGGGCUCGUUGAGCUUGGCCAGCGCCUCAAGAUGCGCUGACCGCUUGG